Messenger RNA from Gigantopelta aegis, 2310 nucleotides. Its product is annotated as plancitoxin-1-like. The coding region runs from base 56 to 1165 and encodes 369 amino acids. The record is from RefSeq and is a predicted model, not a curated record. Gene Ontology annotation, biological process: apoptotic DNA fragmentation. Gene Ontology annotation, molecular function: deoxyribonuclease II activity. The transcript has 8 exons. NCBI's taxonomy places the organism in Eukaryota, Metazoa, Mollusca, Gastropoda, Neomphalida, Peltospiridae.
AUCAUCACGUGCUGGUAAAGAAUAUAAACGUGAUACAAGAGGGACGUAGUUAACAAUGGCAUCUUUAAAAUCUCUAUUAAUAUUAUCUUUUCUGUUUUGUGCUGGGUUACAUUUAUCAUGUUUGGCACUGCAGUGCAUUGAUCCAAACGGGAAACCGGUUGAUUGGUUUAUUGUGUAUAAACUGCCCAAACUCCCAGGUAAUAAAUCCAAUCCCAUACUGAGGGAUGGACUUGGCCAUUUCUACAUGGAUGUCAACACUCCACAGUGGAAGCUAUCCAAUAUUUCUAUGGCUUGUUCGAAACAUGCCAUUUACAACACUCUGCAGCAAAUAUAUUCAUCAAAACUAUCAGAUGGCAUUCUCUAUCUGAUGUACAAUGACGAAGAUCCUAAAGGAAGACCAUACCUCAGCUCAGGACAUACAAAAGGAGUGAUCUCAUUCGACAAACAUACAGGGUUUUGGUUGGUUCACAGCACACCCAGGUUUCCACCUUUCAAACAGGAUGGAUACUCGUGGCCAGAGAGUGCCAAGGACUUCGGUCAGAAUUUCCUCUGUGUCACCUACAACUACAAGAUGCUCAACACCAUAGGCUCAAUGCUGGUGUACAACCACCCAAAGUUUUAUGAUCUGAACUACACAAAUGAUUAUCUCCAUGACAACCCCUCCCUGCGAGACGCUCUGCAAGGAACACAGCUUCAAGUUCCACCCUGGACCAACAAGGAGGAGCUCAUAUCAUCAAGAGGAACGAAGUUCGUCGGCUUUGCAAAGAGUAGAUGCUUCCAUAAAGAUUUGUAUGAAGAUUAUGUGGCUCCCACUCUAAAAGGAGAUCUGUUUGUUGAGACUUGGAGAUCUAAUGAACCUCAGGGUUUAGCAAGCAACUGUUCGAAAAAAUACAAGGUGUAUAAUGCUGAUUUUAUCAAGCUGCCAAAUGGAAUAAACUUCAAAGAAACCAAAGACCAUUCGAAGUGGGCAGUAUCUCAGAAUGCGACAUACUGGGUCUGCAUUGGGGAUAUAAACAGACAGUGCCACCAGGAGAAGCGAGGGGGAGGUACAGUGUGUCUGCAGGACAAGAUGGUGUGGCAGGCGUAUAACGAUGCCGUGGGGGGGAUCGUCCAGUGUCCGCAAAAAGCCGCUCCGUGUGUUCUGAAAAGAAAACUGCAUUGUUAAAACAGUAAUUACAACUGAUGUUUGUGUUCAUAGGUUGACAUUUGUUUGUGUUAAAAUGUUAAUAUUUUUGCUAAAUGACAACUUUUGUGUCAUAUGUUGACAUUUGUGCUAAAAUGUUGACAUUUGCUUUAAGAUGUUGGCAUGCAUACUAAAUGUUGACAUUUGUUCUGAAAUGUUGACAUAUUAAAAUAUUGAGACUUGUGUUAAAGGCGCUCUGUCACGGAUGGUUGACCAAAUUAAUGACCUAACAAAGUAUUAUCUAAAAAUAUAUACAUUUGAUUUGUCGCUAAAAGUACUUUAUUUAACCAUCUACAUAACUACCAUAACCCACCUAUUACUGAUAUUUUGUAAAAAUAAUUGAAUUAUGUCUACGGUCCAUAAUUCAGGAAAAAAUAAUGGCUAUUUGGAGCAAAGAGGUGUGACGUAUUAUUUUUGUAGUCACGUUGGGAAACCCCCGAAUUACCGCAGUGUCAAAACGAUUUGCCAAGUUUGUGUAAUGAGAAAGCUUGAGGGUAAAUCGAAAGAAAAACAAUGAAAAUAAGUUAUAAAAAAUUAUAUAAACAUGUACUGAAUGAUAAUAACCGUAUACAUUAAUUUAUUUUAGCAACAGAAGCAUUUUAAACGGCGACGAUUCUGACUAGUUAGGCCUUUGCAUUUACAGGUAAAUUAAUCAUUUGUUGUACGCAGAAAAAUCUAAAUACCACAUUCAUUUUUCACUUUGUCAAAUUUAUUAUUACAUAAAAUAUACCAUAACCCCGUGGGUAAUUACAGCUGGCUUGGGAUAGGAAUUAUUACAUUUUUAAAGAAUACUGUGAAGUAGACAGCGUUUAUAUACGAAGAGGCUAUAUGGCUUCCACUGACGAAGGCUGCCUAUAAACACAGUAAAAAUGUAUAUAGGCGGUAAGUAAGUAUUUGAUUGAUCCAUAUUACCGAACCACUUGGGACAGGAGGAAUACAUACUAAGUACAAACAGUGCGUGGUCUGAACAGGGGAAUGGGGGGUGAAUAUGAAUCUAGCGGACUCUUUUGUGUACGUUUUCCAUAGACUCCUACCCAGUGUUUUUCAGGGCACAAUAUUUCUCACGAACCGCCGUUCUGUUCACGUGUCGGUUACACAAAAUUAAAUUUACGCGAACCGCAAAUCGG